CUCGGAGAAGCUUCCCUGCACCAACACAGAACCAAAUUGCUGACCACUGGCUAGUCCCUCGCGCUCACCAAAAAAUGUUCUUGACCUCAUCCUAUAAAUUGCCUGCAUUCUCACUACUCUCUCUACUAUCUUCUUCUUGGAUUCAUCUGAAUUGUUAUAUUUUCAUUUCAAUCUUCUUUAGCAAACACAAAAACACUCUCUUAUCACCGAUUGCGAAGUUUCGUGAACGAGGAUGAAGGUUAGUAAUGCUCUUCUUUCUUCUUCUUUUUUUCUUAAAUUAAUGUAUUUAGUUUUGACCCAUUCAUAUUAAUUAAUGUUUUUUCUAACGACAGAAAGUGGUGUUGAAAUUGGAGUUCGCUGAUGAGAAAAUGAAACAAAAGGCCAUGAAAACUGUCUCCGGAAUCUCAGGGCUUGAAUCUAUAGCAAUGGACCGACAAGACAAAAAAUUGACAAUAAUCGGGGACAUAGAUCCGGUGAAGGUGGUGGCAAUGCUGAGGAAGUUUUGUCGCACAGAAAUUUUUUCAGUGGGUCCUGCGAAGGAGGAGGAGAAGAAGAAGACAGAAGAGCCAAAAAAGGGAGAGGAGAAGAAGAAAGGAGGGGAUCCCAAGAAGCAAGAUGGAGGAAAACAAGAAGUUGUACAGUUACCACCAAUGCCUUAUCAAUAUCAUCCUUAUUACUAUCAACAACAACAACGACAACCUUAUUAUAAUACUCAAUACCCACCAAGUGCCUAUCACAACGCUACGAGUGUGGAGGAGGAUCCCAACUCGUGUGUUAUUUGUUGAAAUCUAGGUGGAGUAUUAGUUCACGUAUUACUAUUUGUUUAUACGUUUGUUCUUUGUCUUUUUGUAUUACUAUUUUUUGACAUUAAGCAUGAGGGGUUCGCUAAAUGAUUAAUGUGAAUGAAUCACCAAAUUAUUUUAAAAAAGUAUAUCGAAUUCUUAUUUGGCAUGAUUACUUGAUUAGUUUAUGGAAGUGAGGACUGAGGAUGUUGUUGAGAUGCACAAGACGCUCAAAAUCUUAAAGGAAUAUAUAAAAAAGAACAUUCAAC
Messenger RNA from Cuscuta europaea, 1051 nucleotides. The record is from the annotation of a GenBank genome assembly. NCBI's taxonomy places the organism in Eukaryota, Viridiplantae, Streptophyta, Magnoliopsida, Solanales, Convolvulaceae.